AUGACUGGAGGCAAAUCCGGAGGAAAGGCCAGCGGCUCCAAGAACGCGCAAUCCCGAUCAUCCAAGGCUGGUCUCGCAUUCCCAGUCGGUCGUGUCCACCGUCUGCUCCGAAAGGGUAACUACGCACAACGUGUCGGUGCUGGUGCCCCUGUCUACCUCGCUGCCGUUCUCGAGUACCUGGCGGCUGAGAUCCUUGAGUUGGCCGGCAACGCCGCCCGUGACAACAAGAAGACCCGUAUCAUCCCCCGUCAUCUCCAACUCGCCAUCCGAAACGAUGAGGAAUUGAACAAGCUCCUUGGACAUGUCACAAUCGCACAAGGUGGUGUCCUGCCCAACAUCCACCAAAACCUCUUGCCAAAGAAGACGACCAAGGGUGGAAAGAACGCUGGCAGCCAAGAGCUAUAG
Messenger RNA from Venustampulla echinocandica, 405 nucleotides. RefSeq names its product Histone H2A. Bases 1 to 405 code for a protein of 134 amino acids. Gene Ontology annotation, cellular component: nucleosome. The record is from RefSeq and is a predicted model, not a curated record. The transcript is spliced from 4 exons. Gene Ontology annotation, molecular function: protein heterodimerization activity; structural constituent of chromatin; DNA binding. Lineage: Eukaryota; Fungi; Ascomycota; Leotiomycetes; Helotiales; Pleuroascaceae.